AUGAGUCUGUCAUCAACUGAUCGGGACUUUUCCUCCCUACUUCCUGCACUCACACUCGAGGAAAAGGUUUCACUUCUGUCCGGGCAGGAUUUUUCAACAAUUGCUGGCGUGCCUAGGCUCGACGUACCGCCGAUCAGAGUUGCCGACUCGACUUCGGGGAUCCGCCCAUCAGGCCUCGAACUAACUAUAACAACCGCAUCAUUUCCUAACACGAUUUGCUAUGCAUCAACGUGGGAUUCGAAGCUAUUAUAUCGCGUAGGCACGCAUCUUGCGCAGCAGGCUCGCAUGAAAGGUGCCCAAGUUGUCCUUGGACCGACCAUCAAUAUCCACCGCGAUCCACGAGCCGGUCGGAAUUUUGAGUGUUUCAGCGAGGAUCCUCUCCUUUCCGGUCAGCUGGCAGCAGCUCUUGUUAAUGGUAUCCGAUCUCUGGGUGUCGGAUCCUGCCCUAAGCACUUCGUGUGCAACGACUCGGAAACUUUGCGACGGUACUACGAUGUGCAAGAGUCUAUUGAUAGCCGUACAGUCCGUGAGAUAUAUCUCGCGGCAUGGCAACAUCUCCUGCGGAGAUCGAGCCCAGAAGGGAUCAUGACUGCCUACAACAAACUCGACGGCCAAUUUUGUAGCCAGAAUCAAGACCUCACGCAACGUGUCUUGCGGCAAGAAUGGGGUUUUGAAGGCAUUACCAUGUCUGAUUGGUUCGGAACACAUGCAACCGUUGAAUCAGUCAAAGCCGGGAUUGAUAUUGAGAUGCCGCUUCCUGUUUUCAGAGGAGCCAAACUCGUCGAGGCGGUCAAAACGGGGCGCAUCGCUGAGGCCGAGAUUGACACUCUGGCCUCAAGAGCCUUGCAGCUCCGUGACCGAACCCGCGCUUGUCUUGGGUUUACAGCAGAGUGUUCCGAAGCAGACGACGAUACAAACAAACUGGCCCGCGAAGUUGCGAUCAGUGGUAUGGUCCUUCUCCGAAACGAGAACAGUGUUUUACCGUUGGAAACAUCGCAAUCGCAACGGAUAGCUGUAGUUGGCGAGUAUGCAGCGGAGCCUGUGAUUACUGGAGGUGGCAGCGCAUCCUGCGUUCCGCAGUACAGGCAAUCCCCUCUGGACGCCCUUGAGAAGAUGUCAUCCGGCAUGAUUCAAUACUCCCGGGGUGUGAGAACUCGGAGAAUAAUCCCCAUGAUAGCGCACGAGAAACCUACAUCUGACGAAGGAAAGCCAGGGGUCAACAUCAAGUACUACAACCAAGGCGAUAGUGAGCCAGUACUCGAGGAGUCCCAGAAAGACGCCUCCGUGUGGAUGCUGGGCGAGUUUGACAAGAAAGGACUGAACCCGGCUGGCUCCCGCCUGGAGAUGUCAACAAAAAUAACGCCAGCUACGUCCGGCACUCAUACCUUGGCCGUCAGAUGCACGGGUGCUUUCUUGUUGUCCGUCAACCAUGAAGAAGUGCUGUCGGGCCAAGAGAUAAGCAUCACGACUGAGCAAUUCAUCUUCAAUCAUAUCUUGUUGGAAUCACGAGUUCAACUCUUCAUGGAUGCUGGGGUCACAUAUGAAAUUCACUUGAGUAUGGAUGGCCCUAGGGAACUUCGUGUUGACGAACCCACCCCUUAUGCUGCUACCCUGGGCUUUGAAGAGGCUUAUUCCGAAGAUGCCGCGAUCGCCGAAGCCGUCGAGAUAGCACGAUCCUCCGAUGCCACCAUUAUUUACGCUGGAAGAAAUGAUCAAUACGAGUCGGAGGGGUUCGAUCUUGAAGAUAUCCGCAUGCCGGACAACCAGACGAGACUUAUCAAGGCAGUAGCGGCUGUGUCCAAGAAGACCAUUGUGGUCAUGCAUUGCGGAAAUCCGAUAGACGUCAGCGCAUUCAUCGAAGAUGUCGACGCCCUUCUGCUCGCCCAUUUUCCUGGCCAAGAGGGUGCUAACGCUACUGUCGAUCUUCUCUUCGGCCAUGCUUGCCCUAGCGGGCGCCUGGCCACAACUUGGUUCAAGACCUUGCAAGAUUGGCCGAGUUAUGGACAUUUUCCAGCCAAGACAUCGGAGGAAGGCGAUCCAUUUCUUCGAUACGCAGAGGGGCUUGGCGUCGGUUAUCGUGCAUCAAACUGCCACGACCGAGUCAGGUGGCCAUUCGGUCAUGGAUUAUCCUACACUACCUUUGACCAUACGAACUUGCAGGUAGCGGUGGACGAGGACUUGAGAACUGGGUUACUUCGGUGUUCCCUCGAUGUUCAGAACACUGGCUCAGUUCCGGGAAAAGAGACUAUUCAACUAUUCGUUAGCCCUACUAAAAAGACGAAGGUCUGGAGACCGGAACGGGAGCUAAAAGGCUUUACGAAGAUAUUGCUGAAGCCUGGUGAGACUCAGCACAUCGAAAUGGAGAUCGAUCUCAACGUGGCAUGUGGUUAUUGGGACGAUCAGGAAAGGACAUGGAGGCUUGAUGAAGGCGAAUACGGGGUAGUUAUAGGGAACCAGCGGGUAGCAUUUGUAGUUGCUAAAAGCUAUGUUUGGAAUGGGUUGUAG
Messenger RNA from Fusarium falciforme, 2505 nucleotides. RefSeq names its product Beta-glucosidase. The record is from RefSeq and is a predicted model, not a curated record. Gene Ontology annotation, biological process: glucan catabolic process. Gene Ontology annotation, molecular function: beta-glucosidase activity. The transcript has 3 exons. Bases 1 to 2505 code for a protein of 834 amino acids. NCBI's taxonomy places the organism in Eukaryota, Fungi, Ascomycota, Sordariomycetes, Hypocreales, Nectriaceae.